AUGGUGCUGUGCCCGGUGAUCCGAAAGCUUGUUGGCAAGCGCGUGGUACUGGCCAGUGCCUCUCCGCGGAGACAGGAGAUCCUCAACAGCGCCGGCCUGCGCUUUGAGGUAGUGCCAUCCAGAUUUAAGGAGACUCUGGACAAGGCAUCCUUUUCUACACCUUAUGAAUAUGCCCUAGAAACAGCCAAGCAGAAGGCCCUGGAAGUGGCCAACCGCAUGAAUAAGAAAGACUUUCGAUCUCCAGAUGUUGUUAUAGGAGCAGACACUAUUGUGUCGGUGGACAGCCAGAUCCUGGAGAAGCCAGUCGAUAAGCAACACGCCUAUAGCAUGCUAUCAAGGUUAAAUGGAAAGGAACACAGUGUGUUUACUGGAGUAGCAAUCAUUCUUUGCAGUACUAAAGAUAAGCAGCUAGAAACAGAAGUCUUCGAAUUCUAUGAGGAGACCAAAGUCAAAUUUUCUGACCUGUCGGAGGAGCUUUUAUGGGAAUACAUUCAUAGUGGAGAACCAAUGGACAAAGCUGGUGGCUAUGGCAUACAGUCCCUUGGGGGCAUGUUAGUUGAGUAUGUUCAUGGAGACUUUCUGAAUGUGGUAGGGUUCCCAUUGAACCACUUUUGCAAAAAGUUGGUGGAAUUAUAUUAUCCACCUUCUAAAGAUGCCAUACAUCAUGUAAAGCAUGACUCAAUCCCUUCAGUAGAAACCUUUGAAGUUCUAAGUGAUGAAGAAAGUGGCAGUUCAAAUUCUACUCAACAAAAUGUGACCAGCAUGCUAAAAGGUGACAGUGCAUUCUCCUGUGGAGAUCCGGGGAGCCUGAGAAAGAAAGAAAUUGCUCAGCAUGUGAGUGGAGAUCCUGUGGCGAAUUGCAGUGAGAACAUGGAAAACCAGGCUCCAUUUCCAACUAUUCUUGUAGAGCUUUUGGAUGGCUUUAAAGCCUCAAAGGCAAUGUUUGUGGCCUGUAAGCUAAAGGUGUUUGAUCUGCUCAAAGGCAAAGCCAUUCUGAAGGCCAAAGAUGUUGCUGCCCACAUAAAUGCAUCUGUCUGUGGGACUGAGAGAUUACUUGAUGCCUGCACAGCACUUGAAUUAUUAAAUAAAACCAAUCAAGGUUACAGUAACACAGAAUUGGCCGAUAAGUUCUUGGUUUCUGACAGUGAAUAUUCUCUACAUGGCUAUAUCAUACAUGCUAACGAUUAUGUUUGGCCAUUCUUUACACACUUGGAGUCUGCUGUCAAAGAGGGAACGAAUCAGAACCAUCAAAUAUUUGAGAAGGAAGUCCAGAACUUGUUUCAGGACUCCUUCUAUCACAGCAAGGAGACAAAACUGCGGUUUAUGAAUGCCAUGCACUGCAUCACCAAGCUGACAGCAAGGGAUGUGGCCACAGCUUUUGAUCUGUCAGGAUUUCGCUCGGCCUGUGAUCUGGGAGGCUGUACCGGAGCUUUGGCUCACGUGCUAGUACAGGAGUACCCAAAUCUACACGUGACUGUAUUUGAACUUCCCGACGUCAUUGAAGACAUUUCUUCUUUUCAGCCUCCUGGACAAGACAGCAGCCGAAUAACUUUCACACCAGGUGACUUUUUCAAAGAAAACAUCCCUGAAGCCGAUCUUUACAUUCUUUCAAGAAUUCUUCAUGACUGGUCGGAUGACAAGAUCGAUAUAUUAUUAAGCAAAAUUUCAGAUUCUUGCAAACCAGGAUCUGGCCUCUUGCUGGCUGAAAUGGUCUUAGAUGAGAAGAGAAGACAUGGAAGAAGUGCAUGGCUUCAGUCCUUGAACAUGCUUGUCCAGACAGAGGGAAAGGAGAGGAGCUACUUUGAAUACAGAUGUUUACUUGAACGCCAUGGAUUCAGAAAUGUAGAGAUUGUGCUAACAGGAAAUUGGUUAGAUGCAAUUUUAUGCACCAAAUGUUAAGGGAAAAUCAUAACACUUCUUUGACUAUUAGAUUCUUUUACUGAACUUGUAUAUUCAAGUAGAUUUACAAAUUUUGAAAACAAAUCUUUUUUGAAAUUUUAUUCAAUCUUUUAUGAAAUUCACCUUUUAAAGGCUGUAAAAAUAGCAUAGGCCUAUUAGAUUAUUAAGAACAUAUCAGGUAUCUAUGAUCUAUAGGACAUUUCUCAUCUUCCAAUAAAUGUGAACUAAUAUAAUGCUUCCUUAUGUAUCAUUGAUCUUAGACUGUUGUAACAGUGAGGAAUUCAGUGAGUUUUUGAGUCUUCAAAAUACACAGAUAGUUACCCUAAAGCAUUUGCACCAUGGCAGUCAGUAUGAACAAGGAAGAGUAAUGAGGAA
Gracilinanus agilis (Agile Gracile Mouse Opossum) is the source of this 2274-nucleotide messenger RNA. It is a transcript of the gene ASMTL, whose product is annotated as acetylserotonin O-methyltransferase like. Gene Ontology annotation, molecular function: O-methyltransferase activity; nucleoside triphosphate diphosphatase activity. The transcript has 13 exons. The record is from RefSeq and is a predicted model, not a curated record. Lineage: Eukaryota; Metazoa; Chordata; Mammalia; Didelphimorphia; Didelphidae. Bases 1 to 1899 code for a protein of 632 amino acids.